AUUCCACCCAGAAGGCCCUCCAUGGGGAAGUCAUGCAGGAGAAUUCUAGAAACGUGGCUUCUCUGGCAGCAGAUGAGCAGGAAAAUGAGAGUUGCCAGCAGCCAGAUACAGUGACAUCACAACCAGCCAAUGCUGAAGUGGGAAAAGAGACAUUUGAGAACCACUGCAGAUCAAAAACACUUGAGGGGAAAAAGUCUAAGUAUAUGGAGAAGAAAUCAUCUACUUCCCAGUGCACUGAAGUCCAUGAAUUCCUGACUCAACAGCAUCACACAGGAAACCGAAAUGGGAAUUCCAUACCCUAUGGGGAAAUAUUCAGAGAUAAAUCAGAGAUAUGUAAUCAUUGUGGAACUAAAACUGUAGACAACCAAUGUGAAUGUAAAAAGCAUGGAAUGUAUUUCAACCAAAGCUUUGCUUUUACUUUAUGUCAGCGAAUCCACACAGAGCGUGGAGAGAAACCCAAGAAAUUCAUAGGGCAUGGAAAGAGAUUUAGUAGGAAAAGUAGCCUUACUUUCCAUAAAAGGCUCCACGCAGGAGAGAAACUAUAUAAAUGUGCUGAGUGUGGGAAGAGCUUCAGAUGGAACAGUCAUCUUACUGUACAUGAAAGGAUCCAUACAGGGGAGAAACCAUAUAAACGCUGGGAGUGUGGAAAGAGUUUUAAACGGAGCAGUCAACUUAUUUGUCAUAAAAGGAUCCAUGCUACGAAAACAUUCAAAUGUAUGGAGUGUGGAAUGAUUUUUAGAAUGAGAAGUGCCCUUAUUUUCCAUGAAAGGCUCCACACAGGAGAGAAACCUUAUAAAUGCAUGGAGUGUGGAAAGGCCUUCCAUCAGAACUAUAACCUUACUAUUCACAAAAGGCUCCAUACGGGAGAAAAACCAUAUAAAUGUAUCGAGUGUGGAAAGAGCUUCACUCAGAACUAUAAUCUUAUUACUCAUAAAAGGAUUCAUUCAGGGGAAAAACCAUAUAAAUGUAGUGAGUGUGGAAACAGCUUCAGCACAUGCAGUAUCCUUACUUCCCAUAAAAGGCUUCAUACAGGGGAGAAACCGUACAAAUGUAUAGCGUGUGGAAAGAGCUUCAGUCGAUGCAGUAGCCCUACAUCUCAUAGAAGGAUCCACAUGGGGGAGAAGCCAUAUGAAUGUACAGAGUGUGGAAAGAGCUUCAGUAGGAGCAGCAGCUUUUCGGCGCAUAAAAGGAUCCACACUGGGGAGAAACCAUAUAAGUGCAUGGAGUGUGGAAAAAGCUUCAGCCAGAGCAGCCACCUUAGUUCCCAUAAAAGGAUUCACCCAGGAGAAAUCAUGUAAUAGGGAAUGAGUUCCAGUUUCAGCCUCCACUUUCUUUUUUCUGAUGACUCAUAUAAGAGAGAAUCUAUAAAGAUUGUCCAUACAAGAAUGCACUCUCUUUCCCAUAAAAAUAUCAACACGGGGAAGAAACCAUAUACAACUAUAGAGUAUGGAAAUAACAGCUCAUGGGUAGCCUUGCUUUGUUAUGGAUUCACCCACAGAGAAACCCCAUAAAUGCAGCAAAUAUGGAUUAUUUUACUGCUCUUACUCUAAAUCACAAAAAGGGAUAUUGUGCAUGGUGUGUGAAAAAUCAAAUGAACACUAACUGUAUUUCCCAUUGAAAGAAUCUACAUAGGGAAGUAAUUAGGAAAUGGAAUGUUCCAGGGAAUUCCAGAAGAUUCCAUAUUAUGACAAUCCAGCCAUAUCAGGGGUUGUCCGUCCAUUUUCACAAAGUAAAUCUUCUGGUAAUGCUUUAGAGUAAGAGAGGUCUUGGGACCUUUUAAGGAACCUAUGGAGGAGAGAAAUCAUAGCGGUAUUUAUCAUUUACAUGAAUCUGCCCACACAAUGAACAUGUGUUGAGAAUGCAGAGUUGAAGAACUUCCCACUUAGGAAAAGCAUUAUUUGUCGUUUUGUUGGACUUAAUAAAGACAGUA
Messenger RNA from Python bivittatus (Burmese python), 1930 nucleotides. The record is from RefSeq and is a predicted model, not a curated record. Lineage: Eukaryota; Metazoa; Chordata; Lepidosauria; Squamata; Pythonidae.